This is a messenger RNA of Stylophora pistillata, 2041 nucleotides long. RefSeq lists its product as uncharacterized. Gene Ontology annotation, cellular component: extracellular region. Gene Ontology annotation, molecular function: chitin binding. The record is from RefSeq and is a predicted model, not a curated record. NCBI's taxonomy places the organism in Eukaryota, Metazoa, Cnidaria, Anthozoa, Scleractinia, Pocilloporidae.
AAAGAAAACAGAAAAUGCCAAUUUUGGGGGCGAGACCAAUACGUUUAGCACAAAUGAUUCCAUAAGUUCGAUGCCACUUCACUUUAAACUUAAAGUUAACAUGGACAACAGUGGAAAACAGCCUGUGAUUAACUGCACUUUGUCUGAAUGCCUUGAGAAUGACUUCGCAAUACAGGAAGAUAAGACGAAUACCUCGAAGCAGCCAGUAAAUGGGUCAAAACCAGAACCUAUUGUACCGCAGCAGAAACCUGGCGGCGAGAACAAUUAUAAACUUGACGAUUUUCGGGUAAUGUUUAAAACUGGUCAGCCAGAGUCAAUGACUCAGAAACAAGAGGUGAAGGAAUCGCCCGCCCUUCCAAGGAAUUUAACAAAAAUCAUAUUACCGCCUCAUCUGCAGAAUGUAACGAACCUCACCCAGCAGAAAGAUUCUUACCAAACUCCUAUUCAGCAGUUAAAAGUUUCUGCCAAACAGCAAAAUGGAGGCGUGCUUUCUUUACACCAUAACGAUACGAUAUCAUUAGAAACAGGUAAAAACAGAGAGCGAGGUGAAGUAAAAACAGACGACAAAACAAAGACCAUGAAGAGUGGCGAAAUCGACAAACCUGACGGAAUAACAGGUGUAGAUCAACAAGCAUCUACUACGUACGAGAAAAACUUCUCAAAUUCAAAAGGUUCUUUGGGUGGAAAGUACGAAACUGCAGUGACUACGGACCCAAAUCAAGAACCUGACAGCGAAAAGGUCUCUGAUAAAUUCAAAGAGCAAAAAGAGAGCUCUCCGAACAACAAUUUUCAAACCAAUUUAAAAUCGGACAGUGUAACGAAGCAGCUGGAAAAUGCCAAUAUUAAAAAUCCCUUUCUUGAGCAGCAACCGCUAGGUAAUCACGAUUUUGUUCAAAUUCAGAGCCAUCCACAACUAAAGAUAAUUUUGAAAAAUCCUGGGAGAAUUUUGAAUCCUCUUAACAGACGAUCAGAUGCCAAAGGUCAUCACAUUGUUAAGAUUUUAAAAAGCUUGAUCGAUAGGCCGCUUGAGUUAGGUUCUAAGCGCAAAGAGGUCGUUUCUAUGUUAUCUAGUAUCGCCAACAAAACAGUUACAGGAACGGCACGAGAGAAUAUACCUGAAGAUGAUUCCAGGGCAGUAGAAGAUAGUGGAAAUAUCGCCCAGAGUAUGUUAGAAGCAAACAAGGAAUACCUUGACGCUAUUGCUAUGCAGGGAAUGGUGUUCAGUGACGGGGAUCCUGAAACCGAGAAUAUGACAAGCAUGGAUGGCUCUAUUAAUCACAGUCAUGGUUAUCGACAGCAAGAAUAUGAAGCUUCUCGGUGGAAAAGUCCGCAUACAGAAGGACAAGAUUCUUCAACAGUGACCCAUGAACAUAGCCUCGACGUCACUACUCACCAAGAUGAUUCGGUCCACGGUGAGUAUUUGAUAACUCGACUUCAAGAGGACGGAGGCAGUGGUGAAAGCGUGAGCGGGAUGGGAAGUAGUAAAGAUAUUGGAUCGGGUAAACCUGGACGCGUUAGUGGAUCCAAAGUUCUGCAUAACAGUCCUGACAGGAUGUCUGCCACAGAUGGACCGAACGGAGCAUCAGAAAUGAACGCUUACAGAGGAGGGAUGCGUAAACCAAAAGUUGAUUCGAGAUUGAAAUCCUUUUGCAUCGGAAAGUCAAGCGGAAUUUACACAAAUCCUUUCGAACAAAAGAGCUUUAUUGUCUGCUCUAAUGGAGUGUCAGAGGAGAGAGAGUGUCCUGGGCCUUUGUUGUUUAAUCCAAAAGAAAAGAUGUGUGAUAUACCAGAUCAGAGUAAAACCCGUGGGAACAAAGAAAAGGAAAGAAACUACUAGCUAAGAAGUGAUUGCGAUGUGUUCGUCGAUAAAUCCUUUUUCAGUACUAGUGGCCACUAUUUAUCUCAUGGAAAAUUUGCCUUAAAUAGAACACUUUAAAAAUUUUAGUUUAGUGUACACUGUAACUCGCAUUGACGAACAAUAUCUUCAGACGUUUACAUGAAUGAUGUAAUGUGUGCUGGCAUGGCUUCCACCAACCAGACA